CUAUACUCUUUGGUCUACACUCGAUCAUCAUUCUUAGAUUUCUUUGUACGAAAGAAUUAAUAUUUAGUAAUUUUGAUAAAAUAAACGUAUCAGUUUAUUAAAACAGUAUUAAUACAAUGGCUUUACAUAUACCAAAAGCACCGGGUGUACCCCAAAUGUUAAAAGAUGGGGCGCGGAUGUAUUCUGGAUUAGAGGAAGCUGUUUACCGUAACAUAAAUGCAUGCAAACAGUUUGCCCAAAGUGUCCGUUCUGCUUACGGUCCUAAUGGCAUGAACAAGAUGAUUAUUAAUCACAUUGAAAAGCAAUUUGUGACUAGUGAUGCUGGAACUAUCAUCAGAGAGUUAGAUGUAGAACAUCCUGCUGCAAAACUUAUGGUUUUGGCUAGUCAAAUGCAAGAUGCAGAAGUUGGAGAUGGUACAAACUUUGUUAUUGUACUAUCUGGAGCCUUGCUAGAGGCUGCAGAGGAGUUACUGAGACUAGGAGUAACUACAAGUGAAAUCGCAGAAGGGUAUGAGAAGGCACUCGAUAAGUGCCUAGAAAUACUUCCUCAACUUAUUUGCCAUGAAAUCAAAGAUUGUAAAAAUAUGGAAGCUGUUAUCAAUGGUAUUAAACCGGCCAUAAUGUCUAAACAAUAUGGUAAUGAAGACUUCAUAGCAGGUCUUGUAGCUAAGGCCUGUGUUGCAAUUCUUCCUGAGAAAACCACAUUCAAUGUUGAUAAUGUCAGAAUAUGCAAGAUCAUAGGAGCUGGGCUUCUCCAGUCAGAAAUGCUUUCAGGAAUGGUAUUUAAGCGGGAGGUUGAAGGUGACAUCUCAAGUGCAUCAAAAGCUAAAAUCGUGAUUUACUCCUGCCCCGUGGAUAUUACUCAAACUGAAACUAAAGGCACAGUUCUCAUCAAAACAGCUGAUGAACUGCUUAAUUUCAGUAAGGGAGAGGAAUCUCUAUUGGAAAAACAAAUUAAAGACAUUGCUGAUGCAGGUGUAAAAGUUGUUGUAGCCGGAGCCAAGUUUGGCGACAUGGCUCUUCAUUUCCUAAAUAAAUAUGGUGUUAUGGCUGUACGUCUCAAUUCUAAGUUUGAUCUGCGUCGUCUUGCUAAAACUGUUAAUGCAACUGUACUGCCAAGAUUAACCACACCCACAGCUGAAGAAUUAGGUUAUUGUGAUACAGUAAGAGUCGAUGAAGUGGGAGACACAAGAGUAGUUGUGUUUAGCAUGGAUAGCAGUGAGUCCCGUAUUUCAACUAUUGUUAUCAGAGGAUCCACUGACAACUAUAUGGACGACAUUGAAAGAGCCAUUGACGAUGGUGUAAACACAUUCAAAAGUAUUGCUAGGGAUGGAAGGUUCUUGCCUGGCGCAGGAGCCACAGAAAUAGAACUAGCUCAGCAGCUUCUUACAUAUGCUGAUACUUUACCUGGAUUAGAACAGUAUGCUGUAAGGAAAUUUGCUCUGGCACUUGAGAACAUUCCUCGUGCUUUAGCUGAGAAUUCUGGCGCGAAUGCCACAGAAGUUGUUAACAACAUCUAUAAAGCACACACGGAGAACAACAAAUUAGCAGGAUAUGACAUUAACUCAGAAAAUAAUGGUGUAUGUGAUGCAAAAGAAAAAGGAAUAUUUGAUGCAUAUGUUUUGAAAUACUGGGGCCUUAAAUAUGCGGUUGGUGCUGCAACUACUAUUUUAAAAGUUGAUCAAAUCAUUAUGGCUAAGAGAGCUGGAGGACCAAAACCUAAAGCAAAGGCUGGAAGUGAUGAUGAGUCUUAGUAACUUAAAAUUGCUUUAAUCAGAAAUAGUGCUCGCUAGAAUAGAGGUUUACUUAUAAAUUUUAAUUUAACUUCACUAUCUCCUAACUCUAUAAUUUGUUUAACGCUUGAAAAAUGAAAUACUUAUUUGGUAUUGUAUUGUUUAUUAACAUUAAACAAUAAAAUAUAUAAUAAUUU
Molecule: messenger RNA, 1930 nt
Organism: Melitaea cinxia (Glanville fritillary)
Lineage: Eukaryota; Metazoa; Arthropoda; Insecta; Lepidoptera; Nymphalidae
Gene: CCT8
Product: T-complex protein 1 subunit theta
Exons: 6
Coding region: 117-1754 (545 amino acids)
Biological process (GO): protein folding
Cellular component (GO): chaperonin-containing T-complex
Molecular function (GO): ATP binding; ATP hydrolysis activity; ATP-dependent protein folding chaperone
Source: RefSeq, a predicted model, not a curated record